Adineta ricciae is the source of this 234-nucleotide messenger RNA. NCBI's taxonomy places the organism in Eukaryota, Metazoa, Rotifera, Eurotatoria, Adinetida, Adinetidae. The record is from the annotation of a GenBank genome assembly.
AUGCUUUUACAGGGGUAUUCCGGACGGUUUCAGCUAGUUCCAAAAGAUUCCAACCGAAAAACACAGGAGAAUGGAAGCAGUAUUCCGAUCGGAUCCGGCUCGGAUUUUUCGACCUGGGAUAAAGUGAAUCAAAAGAAGGUGUGUACAAUACCGCUGAAGCAAAAGGAAAGUGUCAUUCGUAUAUCAUAUGCGUCGGGAUAUAAUUUAUAUCACUUUGGUUGUUUCCCACGUUAG